Molecule: messenger RNA, 954 nt
Organism: Aspergillus bombycis
Lineage: Eukaryota; Fungi; Ascomycota; Eurotiomycetes; Eurotiales; Aspergillaceae
Exons: 1
Coding region: 1-954 (317 amino acids)
Source: RefSeq, a predicted model, not a curated record
AUGGGCAAACACAACCCCCAAACCAAGCAAAGGGCCCCGACCCUCAACGAAACCCUUGACUUCAUCGAACAAACGUACAAAGAAUCGAAGUUGAUUAUCGUCGGCUGUCUAGCAUCUUGGACACUCUGUCGACUAAACUUCCGCUUCAUUUGGCUACUCAUCAUUCUAGCCGUAUGCCGCACGCACUACCAAGUAUCCAUCCGACGAAUCGAACGCGCCAUUCGAGAUGAGCUCCGUCGAUACCAUUCACAAAAGGUUCUACAGCGUGGUGAAAGCGUAGAAUGGAUAAAUUAUGCCUUAGGACGAGCAUGGCACCUCUACCAACGCCAGAUCUGCAAACGGAUCGUUCAAUAUGUCAACGCCGGACUGGCCCAACGCAGCGAAGAUUCGUCCCCUCAGAAACUGGUCAUCCACUCCCUGGCUGUAGUGGAGCAGCCGCUGCGGUUUACCAAAGUGAUGACCUACCCCAAGCCUCAGUCGCGCAAUUUGAUCUUCGAAGGACACUUUCGCAUCGAUCUCCGUCCACCGGAGGACCAGAGAAUGCAUCUGCUAGACCUUGUACACACUGAUGAGCCGCUCAUCGACCUGGCCAUCGUGCAUGAAAAGCCAGACCGCAAGAACCAUGAUCUCGUAGUGCAUGUGAGACAGGUUACAGGAACGGGGAUAGUACGGUUAGAAAUUGACCUGGAGAGUCUGGAGCCACAUAUUCUACAGCCGCAGAUUGAGCUACAGGAUCAUCCACAUAUCGACUGUACCAUCCGGACCGUGAGUCAACAUCAUUUUCCUUUUCACUUUGCGCAUCACAUCGACUGGCGGAGGGCAGUGGAGAAGCAAAUUCGCGAGGGGCUGGGAUGGGCUUUCCAUCGGCCUUUACCGCUUCCGUUCCACUUUCUAGGUGAGAAAUUCUUGGCCAAGAUGAUGACGUGGUGGUGGCAGCUGAGUCGGGCGGUUUAG